Molecule: messenger RNA, 1237 nt
Organism: Notechis scutatus (mainland tiger snake)
Lineage: Eukaryota; Metazoa; Chordata; Lepidosauria; Squamata; Elapidae
Source: RefSeq, a predicted model, not a curated record
UGACCCGAGGGGACGUCUUUCUCCAGCCGGAGGACGACUACCAGGAUUACUACGACGUGGCCAAUGCCACGGCGGGGGCCCCCUCCACCCCAGAGGCCACCGGGACCCCUGUGGACGAGCAGGCCCAGACCGAGGAUUAUGCCUGGACAGGGUGGCUCCCGGGCCCCACGGAGGAAGCCCCCUGGAGCCCCAGCGAGGCCCCUCCCCUGCCAGGACCAGAGGAGGAGGAGGAGGAGGAGGAGAGACUGUGCAGCGGGGAGCCCUUUGACUCCUUCACCAGCCUGAAGAACGGCUCCAUCUUCGCUUUCCGAGGCCUCUACCUGUACGAGCUGGACGAGAAGAGCGCCCGGCCGGGCUACCCCAAGCUGAUCCGGGACGUGUGGGGCAUCGACGGCCCCAUCGACGCCGCCUUCACGCGCGUCAACUGCCAGGGCAAGACUUACCUCUUCCAGGGCAGCCGCUACUGGCGCUUCGACGAGGGCCGCCUGGACGCCGACUUCCCCCGCAACAUCUCCGACGGCUUCGACGGCGUUCCCGACGACCUGGACGCCGCCCUGGCCCUGCCCGCCGAGAACUACCUGGGCAGCGAGCGCGUCUACUUCUUCAAAGGGAGCCGCUACUGGUCCUACGACUUCGCCCACCAGCCGAGCCGCGCGGAGUGCGAGCAGACGAGCCCCUCGCUGGUCUUCGGCCACUACGCGGUGCUGCAGCACGACAGCUGGGAGGCGGCCUUCCGCCUGCUCUUCGGGGCCUCCGGGGCAGGUCAGGCCAGCCGAGCGCGCUUCACCUCCCGCGACUGGCGCGGGCUGCCCUCCCGGCUGGACGCUGCCUUGCUGGGCAGGAUCUACGUGGCGCAGAGCCCCUCCAGGUCGCCCACCGGCCGCCGGGCCUCCCGCCGCCGCCACCGCAAGAAGUACCAGCGCCGGCAGCGCUGGGGCCGCUGGGACUUGCUGCCCGGCUGGGAGCCGCUGCCCGGGGGCAGCUCGGAGUCCUCGGACCGCGACUGGCUGCCCUCCCCCUGCCAGCCCUUCCAGAGCGCCUAUUUCUUCGUGGACGACAAGUACUACCGGGUCAACCUGCACACGCGGCGGGUGGACUGGGUCUACCCCAGGUACCCCCGCCCCAUCGCCAAAUACUGGCUGGGCUGCCCCCCGGAGGACCUGCUGUGAGUUGGGGGCCCCCCCGGAGCCUCUGGACCUGCUGACCGGACCAAUAAAGCCUCCCUCCCACCCAGCCA